UAAAAUUAAAAUCAAAAUAAAAAAUCAUAUUUUGUUUUUCUUCACCCUUUCACACCUUAUUUUCACACCACCCUUCUCUUCAUAUAAAAUCUUUCUUCUUCUUUCUUUCUCUUCUUAUCUAUCAUUAUUUUCUUUCAAUUUUCUCAGCAGCCAUGGAGGGAUAUGAUGGUCAUUAUAUGAGUGUGAAUAUCGACAACACAGGUGAUAGGUUUCCUCAUUGGAGUGUUCAGGAGACAAGGGACUUCUUGAUGAUUCGAGCCGAGCUUGAUCCUACUUUCAUGGAAACCAAACGCAACAAGCUUCUCUGGGAUGUGAUCGCAACGAAAAUGAAUGAAAAGGGUUACAAUCGUAGCACAGAGCAGUGCAAGAACAAGUGGAAAAACCUCGUCACUCGAUAUAAGGGAUGUCAAACAAUGAAAUUGGAGACGCAAGGAAUGUGCCAGCAUUUUCCUUUUUACAAUGAGCUGCAGGCGAUUUUCACUGCAAGGAUGGAGCGAAUGCUAUGGACCCAAGCAGAAGGAAGAUCGAAUAACAACGAGGAUGAUAACGAAGAGAGCGAUACAGUCAGAGAGAUGAUCAGUAACAGCAAGAAGAAGAAGAAAAGGAAAGUAAUCAAGACUGGCAUCAACCAAGGUAGUGCUAGUAGUAGUGAAAAGCUCAAGAUUUUGAAGGAGCUUUUGGAGGAGUUCAUGAAGCAAAAUAUGGAAAUGGAGAUGCUAUGGAUAAAGGCCUAUGAGGCAAGAGAAGAUGAGAGGAUGGUGAAGGAGAUGGAGUGGAGGCAAACCAUGGAUGCUCUUGAAAAUGAGAGGAUUAUGUUGGAUAGGAGGUGGAGAGAGAGGCAAGAGCAAAGAGGGAUGAGAGAUGAAGUUAGAGCUGAGAGAAGAGAUGCUCUUGUAACAGUGCUUUUGAACAAGCUCAGAAGAGAAGACUUGUAGUCAGCUUUUGCUUUUUCUAAAUUAAUGGUCUUCCUAAUCCUGUGGGAGAUGGUGUGAGUGCUGCUUUUGACAAAGGGGUUAGGCUAUAUCUGUGCGCCAAUUCGUAUUUGCUGCUUCCUGUAAGGAAUCUUGUUCUAUUUUGUCAUUGAGUUUUGUGGCUACUAGCUUGCUAGGUAGUUCAAACCUGUGGCAUUGUAUAAAGAUCUGUUAUUUAACUGUUCAAUUUUUUUAUAUUGUAAUGGAUUUGGUUUUUUUUUUGGUAGCUUAUCCCUUGCGGGCUGUGUUAAGGACUUUCUUUUCUCUUUGCAACUUGCUCAAUUCUCCUUUGUGUGGAGCUUGAAUAGGUUAUGGUUUCUAAAUGGAUGGAAUAUAGGGUUGCUGUAAAUAUUUUUGAGUAGUGGCAGUGUGGCUAUUCCAAAUAAUCAUGUUGAAGAAUUUUGAGAGGGUUGUUGCAAUUGUUAUGUGGUGUGGAUUGGAUUGUUGUACAUGUGUGUUGUUAUGCUGCUGUGGCCUAGGCUCUUUUGAAGUGGUUUUGCUAUGCUACUGUUUUGUAGAUUGGGCUGUUAUAUCUUAUUACGGAUGU
Camellia sinensis is the source of this 1518-nucleotide messenger RNA. RefSeq names its product trihelix transcription factor GT-3b. The record is from RefSeq and is a predicted model, not a curated record. NCBI's taxonomy places the organism in Eukaryota, Viridiplantae, Streptophyta, Magnoliopsida, Ericales, Theaceae.